Anguilla rostrata (American eel) is the source of this 1357-nucleotide messenger RNA. It is a transcript of the gene mustn1a, whose product is annotated as musculoskeletal, embryonic nuclear protein 1a. NCBI's taxonomy places the organism in Eukaryota, Metazoa, Chordata, Actinopteri, Anguilliformes, Anguillidae. The transcript has 3 exons. Gene Ontology annotation, biological process: tissue regeneration; chondrocyte differentiation; chondrocyte proliferation. The record is from RefSeq and is a predicted model, not a curated record. Bases 354 to 587 code for a protein of 77 amino acids. Gene Ontology annotation, cellular component: nucleus.
GAGGAUAGAGAAAUUGUAGCGAGUGUGAUUAAGUGCCUAUGCUUGAUAGAGAGGGGGAGAAAAGUUUAGAAAAGUUGCUUUUGCCCUAUCCAGAUGUCAAAUCAUGGGAACACUAUUCCCAGCCGUAUAGCGGAUUACGUCAUGCCUAACAAUAAACCAUGACAGCAGGGGCAGACUGAGAGACAUAAGAGGCGGAGCCCGCUGCCUUGCAGACCUCUGCUAACAGACUGAUCAGCUGCCACUGGGCAGGAGAAUAUAAAUGGCCUGAGAGGAGCGGAGGGGGACCAGCAUCAGCUUUGGCCUGGAGCUUACUGUACUGAAGCAUUGGAUCUCCUUCAGAACCUGCAGAAACUAUGUCUGAGCCCAAUGAGGAGGAGCUACAGAAGCAGCGUCCGGUGAUGAACGAAGAGGAUCUGAAAGGAGCCAGAGACAAACUGGGGAUGGGUGGAGAGGUGAAGAGCAAGACCUUUGAAGUCAUGGAGGAGUGCGAGCGCGUGGGGAAAGUGGCUCCGUCCGUGUUCAGUGGCUUGAGGUCCGGUGCAGAGACGGCCCUCAACAAGCCUCCAGCCAGGGUGUUGAGGAAGUAGCACGGUGGAGACGAGGGGUCGGUCAUUCUGCAGCCUUCAGGAGGAUGGACCAAUGGACACUGGGAGAGUGUGGAGGACUUCACCUGUCUGCUGCGAUGGUGUGGGAGUACUGAAUUCUGGGUUGGUAUGCGUAUGUGAAAGGCAGCACCAGGCAGCCAAUGGUUUUAUUUCUAGCUUCAUUCUUGAGUGAUUUCAGUAGAUCAUGUGUGACACUUCAGUUUCCUCAAGCUUCGUGUUGUUGUGAUAUUUAGCUUUUGCAGAUUGUAUAGGGCCAGCGUACAGAUGGUGGUGUGGCAGCACAUUGCACUAUAGAAGGGGUCACAUAAUUUGGAGGUCAAUUUUAUGGUAUAAAGCACAAAACGGUUCCUAAUCUGUAAUUAUACUAUAGUUUCCCCAUAAAUGUUUCAUUUGCCUUUGAGCCAUUGCUUUAACAGUGGCGCCCCUCAGAGCUUUUGCCCUCUCAGUAUUCAGUCUCAAACUCUACCAGGAUUUCAGAUCAGUUCCCUGUUAAUCCAGUUGCUUCAUGUCUCAGAAAUCUUUAAGUUCAUGAUUUGAAUGUCAGUUUAUUUCCUAUAUCAGCUGAAUUGAAACUGAACUGAUGCCACUCCUACUCUGUACCAUCAGUGCGAGCAUGCUUGUGCGCGAGUGCGUCUGAUCCUGUAACCAUGCGGUUUUGCAGUGAUCCGUUCACUUUGCACUUCAGCCAAUGUUAAACUGUUAUUGCCAUUUCUAACGGCCUGUUUAUGAAUAAAAUUGCAAUAUAAAAUCUC